Lathyrus sativus (Indian pea) is the source of this 507-nucleotide messenger RNA. The record is from the annotation of a GenBank genome assembly. Lineage: Eukaryota; Viridiplantae; Streptophyta; Magnoliopsida; Fabales; Fabaceae.
AUGAGGCGUUCUGCUCACAUUUUGAACUUGGUGGUAAAUGAGGGUUUGAAAGAUAAACAUUUAUCUGUUACUAGUGUUAGGGAUGUUGUUGGAUUUGUUAAGUCCUUACCUCAUAGGGUAGCCAAUUUUAAAGAAUGCAUUGAAUUUGCUGGGAUAACUUGCAAAAAAUUAGUAUGUCUUGAUGUUUCAACUUGUUGGAACGCGACAUAUUUAAUGCUAGAGGCUGCAGAGAAGUUUCAACUCUCUUUUGAAAAGCUUGAGGAUGAAGAGUCGAGUUAUAGGGAGUUCUUUGGAAAAGGUAAUCCCCCUAGUAGUGAUGAUUGGGACACUGCUAGGGCUUUUGAUGCUUUUCUAAAGUUAUUCUACGAAGCAACUAAUAUUUUUUCCACCUCUCAAAGUGUGAGUCUGCAUAAUUUAGUUAGUUUAAUAUUUGUAGUUUUGAUUUGCAACUUUGUGUCAACUGAAAAUUUCAAAACAUGUCUUUUUGAAUGGCAAUUUACUGUCUGA